Messenger RNA from Anolis carolinensis (green anole), 1429 nucleotides. RefSeq names its product glycine N-acyltransferase-like protein 3. The coding region runs from base 359 to 1201 and encodes 280 amino acids. The transcript is spliced from 7 exons. The record is from RefSeq and is a predicted model, not a curated record. Gene Ontology annotation, molecular function: glycine N-acyltransferase activity. Gene Ontology annotation, cellular component: mitochondrion. Lineage: Eukaryota; Metazoa; Chordata; Lepidosauria; Squamata; Anolidae.
UUUUGAGCAGGGCUGGCUGUGGCCUUGGCCUGCAUUUCCCCCCCUCUGAAAAACAAAAAAACCCGAAACAAAACAAAAACAAAACAAAUGUUUGACGUCCCAAUUUCGGGAGCUCAGCCGAAAACUAAUCAGGGCCUUGACGGAAGCCGGGACACGAAACAAAGCAAGGCACCACUUCUAAAAUGAAACAGUCUUGCCAGGAGACUCAGCUGGAUCAAACACAGGCACAGAGGAAGCACUGCUCCAUUCGUUUAUUCUUCAAAGAUUUCUUCUGUCAAGAAAAUCUGGUCAGCUAUCGGUGCUUGCUGUCCAUUCUGUUUCUUCAGAGACCUGCUCAUCUGCCUCUGCCCUCCACACAAUGUUGAUUCUCUCCUGUCCUUCCAAAUUGCGGCUGCUGGAGGGGAUAUUGAGGAAGUGCCUCCCUCAAACACUUGUGGUCCAUGGUGCAGUAAUGAACAUAAACCGUGGGAACCCGGCUGGUCAUGAGGUGAUUGUGGAUUCCUGGCCCAAUUUCAAAGCGGUGCUCACCCGGCCACAAAGAGAGGUUGUCUCUGAUGACUCUGAUUUUUAUGCCAAUGUGUAUGCAGCAUUUUACCAAGAUCUUGCUGUGUACCAGAAUCUGGUGCUGAACACAGAUGCUGUUAACUGGCUGCAACGCUUCCGUAUCCAAGGGAACCAGGAUGGCAUAUAUCGAGUAUCCAAACUUGCUGCUGCUAUCAAGAAUGUGCCACUGUCAGCAACUUCUUACAUUACCUAUACACACUCCGACCCAAAUAAAUUAAAUGAGUACCAGUUAGAUCCUGGCUUCACAGUGUCCACCCUGAAUGCCUCUCAUGUUGACCUGAUGGAUGAAACAUGGGCCUAUGGGGGCAGUGAACAAAGUCAUAGGUACCUAGCCAGCCUGGUGCAGCAUUUCUUCAGUUCUUGCAUCCUAGAUCCCAAUGGUCAGCUUAUCAGUUGGUGUGUCAUGGAUCCUCUUGGGGCUACAGGUGUUGGCUACACCCUGCCUACACACCGUGGGAAGCACUACGCAGCUGUGGCAGCAAGAGCAUUAAGUAUAAGAGCCCAUACUGCUGGCUACCCUAUAUAUGGACAUGUCGCACUCAGCAAUGUCCAUAUGAGAGAGAUACAAGAGCGUCGAGGCUAUCAGAAAUUACCUGAAUUGUGCCAUAUUUGUACCCAUGCUGAUGUACAGAUAUGAGAGCAAGAACAAGAGAGGACUUGUCUGUAAGUUUGUCUGGCCACUGUCACAUAGUCCUUCUCACCAUAACUCUGUCAUCAGUCUACAGGUGAGAGAUAAUUUAGUUUAAGAGCUAAUUUCUUUAGCUGUACAGAUACUUGUAUUGAUUUCUGAAGCAGUGUAUGUAAAGUCUUAUCUUCAUCUGAUCACAUUGUACUCCAAUAACCAAUAAAGACCAGUUUUGUUAAA